AUGGCAAGCAGAACAGGACUUCCUCUCAAAAUCCUAUCAACCUCUCUUAAGAAGCUCAGAUACAUCUCGGGUGCAAUGUUUUGCGGUAGAAAAGAAGUCUCUCAUGUAGAAAUUGCCGGCACGUGUAUAUAUAAAGGGAAAACCUCUUCCAGGAUAUUGGACUUUUGCGGGGAAGUACCUGUAGAAAUGGGAGACCAGGAAAUAGACUUGGGCUCAUCCUACCUGCUUGUAUGCAAGAUAUACAUAAGAAAUGGGGUCAUAGGCUUGUACUGUAAGUCUGCACGGAAGAUGGGGAUUUUUGAAGAAAUGUUUUUCUGGGCUGAAGUAGUAAGCCUGGGGAGAACACUGCAAUGCAUUCGAAACAGACACUGA
Messenger RNA from Encephalitozoon romaleae SJ-2008, 372 nucleotides. RefSeq lists its product as hypothetical. The transcript has a single exon. Lineage: Eukaryota; Fungi; Microsporidia; Unikaryonidae. The record is from RefSeq and is a predicted model, not a curated record. The coding region runs from base 1 to 372 and encodes 123 amino acids.